Mucor mucedo is the source of this 2354-nucleotide messenger RNA. RefSeq lists its product as uncharacterized. The transcript has a single exon. The record is from RefSeq and is a predicted model, not a curated record. NCBI's taxonomy places the organism in Eukaryota, Fungi, Mucoromycota, Mucoromycetes, Mucorales, Mucoraceae. Bases 47 to 2002 code for a protein of 651 amino acids.
AUUAAAUUCUAAAUUUUUACCUGGUCGUGUAUAUUUUCACUGCAACAUGUUUAUCCUUAAUAUCCCCGCAGAAAUUCGUAAUUUAAUUAUACAACAAUCUGAAAACUACCUCCAAUCUGCCCUUGUUUGUAAAGAGUGGACCGAGCAUGCACUUGAAUGUCUUUACAAGAACUUGGUGUUGGAUGGUUAUGAUAUAGGCGUCAUAAAACGAUUGCUGAGACUAAAUGAGGAAGAACGUGAGGCUUAUUUUAAAAAUUGCAGUUUGGUCAAAAAGAUCAAGAUUCACCAAGAUUGUCUGCGCCGUACUCAUGUCACACAACUCGAAGGAGGUUCUGGAUCUUUGUCAAACAAGUUUGAUAUGCCUGAAUUAAUACUGUUUUUAGAGUAUUUCCAGAAACUUACCACCCUAGAUUUAACGUACAGUCGUUAUUGUAGAGAGUACUUUCGCUUUAUUUGUGAUGCAGAUACAAGUAAUUGCUUGAAAGGGAUACACGCUAUCAUUGGAAACCCUAAUUGUUUCAACUUUUCAAUGUGUUACAAAUUUCGAGAAACCAUUACGGCGCUUAGUAUUCGUUACAAGGACUGGACAGACGAAAAAUUGGGACAUCCUCUUACUGUUUUAGCUCAAUUUAAAAACCUAACAGAACUAAAAAUGCACAACACUUCAGAUCCCUUUUUGACGCCAUUGGAUAUUCAUGCAGUUUUACCACAUUUGAUUUCAUUCCAUUUCAACAGCAGAUAUGAUAUCUCUUAUUUAAAAGUUAGAAAGUGGUUACAAAAUACGACCAACUACAGUCAGUUGGACAAUUUGAAAAACUUCAGCCUGAAGGCUCCUACAAUUCCACUAUGUUAUAUUCAGUUUAUUUCGGAUCAUCUUUCCAAGCAAGUCAAAACGAUGAAUAUUAAUAUUUCUGGUAUCGAUUUCUUUAACUGGAUUGACGAUGUUGGGAUGAACAAUGCCUUAAGUUUUGCUAAAAGCUUUUGUGGCCUCAAGGAGUCUGGUUUUAAAAUUGGGUUUGAUUACAAGCACUCAGCCAGAAACCGAGAGCAACUUAACAACAGGUCUAAUUUGGACAACUUUUACAAGCUUUUAAAUGGUUUUAAAGGGGGAAGAAGUACUCCAUGUUGUAUAGAUCUUAGCGAGAGCUUAUUAUCAUAUGAUUCGAUGUACUGUCGCAAGGAUGGUGUUAUUAUUUCAGAAUGUAGACUAAAGUUAGACGACUACUGCUUACAAGAAGAAUCGAUUAGAGAACAUAUGCCUAGCAUUAGUUUGGGGUAUAUGCCUAGUUCAACGGUAGGACCAGCACUGCUGAAUCGAAUCAAAUUAUAUAUGCCUGAUCAUAAUUCGGAGUACAUUUCGAGAUUUGCAAAAUAUGCCUUAUCUAGUUGUCCUCAACUUGAAAAUAUUGUAUUAACGUUUGACUAUUCGACACACAGCUCAUUACAUAUAUCCAACACUAUUUACACGGAUCAGUUUAAAUCCCAAAAUCAUGUUCUAUCAAGUACAAAAAGCAACCUAACGCAUGUCAGAACCUCAAAUUUUAUUAUAUCUGAUCAUCUAAUGUGCUUGCUAAUUAUGUAUUUGCCCGACAUCAAAGAGUUUGUAUAUUGCGCAAACUCAAAUUAUGCGGAGUCUCAUAUGCAGGACAUUCAAUUAGAUUUUACAGCAUUUAAAAACUUGGAGAAAAUUUACUUUAACGAUUUGUACCUGACAGGGGGGGAAACAGACUAUUUAUUUGUUCAAUUAAAGUACGGUACAUGCGAGAAUUAUUAUUAUAAAACCAAAGAAAAUCCGACUGCCUUAAAACCAGCUACACUGAAACUACUCCAAGAAUGCCAGAGUAAUGAAACAUUAAAUACACGUUUACUCCAUAUCAAAUAUAACAAGAAUGCUGGAUUAGUACUGUACUGUGGUGAUUAUGGUGCAUAUGCCAACUUUGUAAAUGGUGAACUUGUUGAUAGUAUCAUCGUUAAUACAGAUAUGGCUGCAUGUUGUUUAUGAAACGUAUAUGGACUUGUAUUAUUCCCUGUCCAAAUGUGGAAGAGGGUGGUCCGCUUUUUAAAGCACCGUUUUGUUUUUAUUUUCCCAAAAAAUAAAAAACCCCAAUAAAUUCCCGAAAAAAGCACAAAGGAAUUAAACUUUGGGUGUAUUCUACUUGUAAGAAUUGUCAGAUUACCACUGAGGCACUCUUACUUGGCAGAACCAGUUAUUUUAAGUGUAUUCCAAAUAUUGCGUCCGUGUGCGCAUGGUUGGCAGACUAACACAUCAACAAAAAAAAAAAAAAUCUAUUUUUAAACACAAUGGACGCAUUACUUAUACAAAUAAAAAGGCCUAGUUAUUAAAAGCAACGUGC